This is a messenger RNA of Spirometra erinaceieuropaei, 672 nucleotides long. The record is from the annotation of a GenBank genome assembly. NCBI's taxonomy places the organism in Eukaryota, Metazoa, Platyhelminthes, Cestoda, Diphyllobothriidea, Diphyllobothriidae.
AUGCCCACGUCGGCAAAGACCAUGCGACCAAACGCAAAGCUCGAAAAUUCCAACUGCCCUCACCUCACAACGCCAACGCACAACCGUCCUCAACAUGCCCACGGUGUCAGGGAACAUGCGGGCACCAGUCGUUCUCGUAGGACAUCUUCGGGUCCAAUGCGCCAACUACCCGACAUCCACUUUGUCUUCCACUCUCGCCUCUGCUACAAAACCUACGACAGCGGCCAUCCCCUUCGUCGCCAAUCACACAGUAGCUGCCCCACCACCAUCAAUCACCCUCAUCACCUCCUCCCCUGCUCUAACCACUGCGUCCAGAACAGCGACAAUCUCCACCAACACCAUGCACCUCUGUACACCGACAUGACAACGUCUGACGUCCCGUCACCUGUUACUGUCACUACCAGCAACCCCGCAUACAGCGAUGUCGACUCGGCCUAUACCUGUCCUCAUUGCUAUUGCACAUUCACCUCAUCCAUCAGCUUGCCCGGUCACUUACGAAUUCGUCGCACUCACUGCCUCCGCACAUCCAGCUACUGCACAUUUAUCAGAACCUGCGCUAGACACCCGCUGGCUACACCACAUCAUCACACCUUUCCCACCAACACCUACACCACAUGUCUUCAUCCCCAAUCGCCUCACAACACCAGCACUCAACUGCUACCUCUCAGCUAA